GCAUGCGCAUCAAAACGAGACGAACUACCCGAAUUCACAAAGAACUUUUCUAACAGUUGAUCUUCGCUCUCCAAGUCAUCUCUCGCAAAAACUAACACCGAGCGGUUUGUUUUAGGGGUGGCGUAAAACAGAUAAUUUAAGAAAUCAGAUGUAGUGACGUUGCAUGUUAACAGGAAGAUUAACUUUUCUGCAAAGUUAUAAAUUCGGCAAUGCUGCGCCAGACGGGGGGACACAGCGCAGUUGUUUUGAUCUUGACAUUGCUUUAAUGUCAUUUCAUAUAAGAAAACGUCAUUCAAGUCAGUUUUUGGCCCCCUUUUAUUGUUUUGUACCGCGGGUGCAAAACACGUCGUCAUGACAAAGGAAACUCUCUGGACCGUGGCAAUCACGGCGACGUUUUUCUUCGGUUUAUGCUUUUCAACCCUUAAAGCAGAAACCCCUUCUUGUCACGGAGCCUACGACCUUUACUUUGUUUUGGACCGAUCUGGGAGUGUUUCGACCGACUGGGAUCAGAUCUAUGACUUUGUCAAAAAUCUAACAGAGAGAUUUGUGAGUCCAAAUAUGCGUGUGUCCUUCAUAGUUUUUUCAUCGAAAGCAGAGAUUGUGUUACAGCUCACUGGAGACAGGGCAAAAAUAAAUGAAGGUCUGAAAUAUUUAAAUGCUGUCAAACCAGCAGGAGAAACCUACAUGCAUGAGGGAAUAAAACAGGCAACUGAACAAAUGAAAAAACAGCUUAAAAAGUCCUCUAGUAUCAUUGUGGCUUUGACUGAUGGAAAGCUUGAACCAUAUAUCCAUAAACUCACUAAGGAUGAGGCUGAUGAAGCAAGGAAAUUUGGUGCUCGUGUGUACUGUGUUGGCGUAAAGGACUUUGAUGAAGAACAGCUCGCAGAUGUGGCUGAUACCAAGGAGCAAGUGUUCCCAGUUAAAGGAGGCUUUCAAGCUCUCAAAGGCAUUGUUAACUCGAUCCUCAAGCAAUCCUGCACCGAGGUCCUAACAGUGGAGCCCUCCAGCGUCUGUGUGAACCAGUCCUUUGACAUUGUUUUGAGAGGGAAUGGGUUCACACUGGGUAGACAAACAGGAGGAGUGGUCUGCAGUUUCAUAGUGGAUGGAGCUAAUUACAAGGUGAAUCCAAGCAAGGUGAAGAAUGACUAUGUCCUGUGUCCUGCUCCAGUGCUGUAUUCAGUGGGACAACAAUUGGAGGUUCUGAUCAGUUUGAACAAUGGCACAUCAUUUAUCUCCAGUGCUUUCAUCAUCACUGCUUCCACUUGUUCGGACGGCACAGUGGUGGCCAUUGUGUUCUUGGUGCUCAUUCUCCUGUUGGCUUUGGUUCUGAUGUGGUGGUUCUGGCCUCUCUGCUGCACUAUCGUUAUUAAAGACCCACCCCCUCAAAGACCUCCUCCUCCACCUCCACCUAAGCCAGAGCCAGACCCAGUACCCAAGAAAAAGUGGCCAACUGUUGAUGCAUCUUAUUAUGGGGGAAGAGGAGCCGGUGGUAUCAGGCGCAUGGAGGUCCGUUGGGGAGAGAAAGGGUCCACAGAGGAGGGUGCACGGCUAGAGAAGGCCAAGAAUGCAGUGGUGUCAAUACAAGAGGAGACAGAAGAACCUAUGAUCAAAAAGCCACCCACAUCCUCACCCACAUACCAUCAAUCUGAUUCCAAGUGGUAUACUCCAAUUAUGGGUCGACUUCAGGCACUGUGGGCUCUUCUGCAGCGACAAUAUAACCGAGUUUCACUCAUGCGCCCAACUACCGCAGAUAAGGGACGCUGUAUAAAUUUCAAUCGGGUGCAGCAUCGACAGACGACAGCAUCCCGUUUCUGAAAUACUUUGACUUCCAAGUGAACCAGAUGGAACAACAGAAAAAAGUGUAUUUUCCUUGCGAUGACAUAACUUAUCUUUGGUCACUUUAGAGUAUCUUGUUUCAGCUCUUACAAGUAUUGGCUUUCCAAAACGUAUAAUUCUGAUAUCUCUCAAGCAACUGAAUGACAAGCGGAUGACUAAAUAGAUAAAAAUAAAAAAAUAAAAACAGCUGACCUGGCAACUUUAAUGUAUAGCAAAGGCUUUUUCAUAUUCUGACCAUAUUGUGCCUUCUGCGGAGGAAAAAACAAACUAAUCUUAUAGCACAGACGGAGGCUAUAAAAAAAAAAAAAAGAUAUCAGAAUGAGAUGAGGCUCUUUGCCGUUGGCUGAGAAAUAGAAGUAAUCCCAGUAGGCUCAUGGAGUGCAGAAGUACUUUGCCUCUUGGCAAUGUCUCUUCAAAAAAAUCUCUCCAAGCCCACUAUCCUCGGAUGCCUAGCGGGGCUUCUUUGACUGGAGAUCUUGUCAAUUUAACACUGAGAAGUGCACACGCAUGACAAAUUGUAGUCAGAACGCCCUAAGGUAUUAGAUGCAGUAAGACUUUGCCCUUCAGUUUUGGGAAGACACCUUUCUAUCAAUGCGAGGACAGCACAGAGAAAUUAAUAGUUCCUCAGCUGUGCUAAUGUGACGCCCUCAUCAGAUGUAUUAGGAAGAUAGAUCAAACCGAAAGGGGCGAUUGAUGGAUGAGUAUUGUUAAUUUCCAGAAAUUAUCCACAAUGCACUCCCCCCUCCACUUGUUCACAGAAAAGUGAUCAAUGUAUAUUUGUUUUAGAUUUCUUUAAUGCCUCGUCAUGACUACAAUCGCGAGUGAUGUCAGUGUCAGUGGGAACACUGUGGGGGAGGAAGGGGGCGGCAGUAACGAUAACGUAUAAGUAACGAUCCAGUUACUUUCGAUACGCUAUUUCAGAUGCAAAAUGGAUAUUUGAGUCGAAAUCUGACAAAAGUGUGUCGGCUUUGACGGGAAGUGGUAUAGACAAUGACCAGUGGCUGGGUCAGUGGGAUGUCUCAGUGCAAGCAGGGAAGCUUAUCAAAUGACACUAAAAAUAAGUUAAACAACCUUCAAGUUUGAGGGGGGAACAGAAUGGGGUGCAGUGGCUCACAUUCAGUGGGCAUGCAAGUUGCCAGAUGGCAGGACUGUUUUGGGGAAAAGCCCUUGUUUAAUUAUUUCUUUGCUUCUAUCGUAAAUGUGGGGACUUCAAUUAUUACUCGCCUCCACCCCCUCCCAAAAAAAAAGAAAAAAAUAAAGAACAGAAUACAUACAUGGGAAUGUUGAAACAUUUGACAUCGUUCCCAGAGUGGCACUUACAAGUUAAGCGAAUGCACUUUUCAGCCCUGUUUUUAUGUAGAUUUUUUUUAUUUCACAGAUCACAGGAUGUGAGUUAAGUAUUAGUAAAAAUUUAAUUAGGUUUUUACUUUAGUUGCAACAUGGCUUAAUAUCUUUACUAAAAAUCUAUUAUAAUAUAUCUUUACUAUAAUGUAACUAUAAAUAUAUUUAUCCACUUCAACAUCACCAGAGCACAUAUGUUUUGCUUUCUCUUUAUUAUUGUUUUUGCUUGUUUUAUCUACCUUUUAUUUUGCAUUUUACAUUGUUAUAUUUAUAUUUUCACUUAAUUUGUGGUACUUGUGUGUGUUUUAUAUAUUUUAUAUGGUACAUUAAUGUGUGUGGAAAGAAACUGAUCAUAAACUUUUCAUAUUUGUGUAUCAAAUUGGGUUUAUUCUAUGUAAUACUGAAUUAAGCGCACCAGCUAUAAAAAAAAAAUAAUAUUAGUAAUUUUUGUACAAAUUUUUUUUUCCUAAGCACCUGUUUUAACUUUAAAAUAGAAAAGAUCACAAAUAUUUGAUGUAGAAAUUGGAUAGAAAAACAAGGAUUUAUUUAAUUUUUAAGCAACUGAUGCACUAUUUCUUGUACAUAAAAAGGCAAAUAAAUUAUGUAUUUGUAAUGAUAAUUUGUUAAUUUAAUUAAAUCCCAUUAAUGUUUUUUUUUUUUUUUUUAUUAUUAUUAUUAUACUUGCAACCCUUGUGAUUAUAGUGCCUCAUGUCCCGCUGCCAAUGAAUGUAAUUUCCAAUUGAAUGUAAUUUCAGUAGUACUUUUUUUCCCCAAACAUACAAUAUACAGUUAUUAUUAUAUUAUUGUAUUUACUUUUUUGUUUUAUUUACAGUGUAAUAUGUAUUAUUUUUUUUUCUCAGAAAACAGUUGGUCUUCAGAUGCACUGGUUAAAAACUACUAUUAAAACAGUAAUAAUGCACAAGAAGCAAUUUAAAAAAAAGCACAUAAAUAAAUACAUACAUACAUACAUACAUACAUAAAUAAUGAAAAGGAAUGACCAGUCACUUUAUUCUCACAGUAGGCAGUGUUCUCUUCACUACACACUGGCACUGGCCAGUGACUGCUGCAUUUUACACUGAUUUUACAAAAUUGACAUUUGACUUGUUGAUUUGUUUAUCACCCACAAGAUUCUGCUUAGAAAUAGUUUGAUCUGUUAAGAAAAGCUAGACACACUCACACCUCCUUAAACAAGUAGACUAUGUUCACUGUGUUAGUCACACGGUGUUGUUAUUUUUUCCUGCAGUUGUUGUCUUACACAUACUGAUCAUACACAUCAAAGCAUUUAGUACAUCACAGUGUGAUCUCACAUGGCAGAUUUCAGAAGAAUCUCAUUCAGUCUCAUCUUGACAUUUUAUGCCUUUGUUCAGCCAUUAUUGAAGUUUCAGACAUUUUUGUAUCUUUUGUAUUUGCAUUUCACAUCUAUUUGUAUAAAAUAAACAGCACUUUUUUAAAAUGAA
Messenger RNA from Carassius gibelio (silver crucian carp), 4634 nucleotides. Its product is annotated as anthrax toxin receptor 2. Gene Ontology annotation, molecular function: signaling receptor activity. The record is from RefSeq and is a predicted model, not a curated record. The coding region runs from base 352 to 1815 and encodes 487 amino acids. NCBI's taxonomy places the organism in Eukaryota, Metazoa, Chordata, Actinopteri, Cypriniformes, Cyprinidae. Gene Ontology annotation, cellular component: membrane. The transcript is spliced from 17 exons.